AUGGUGAAGCUGAUCGAGAGCAAGGAAGCUUUUCAGGAGGCCCUGGCCGCUGCGGGAGACAAGCUUGUGGUAGUGGACUUCUCUGCCACGUGGUGUGGACCUUGCAAAAUGAUCAAGCCCUUCUUUCAUUCCCUCUGUGACAAGUAUUCCAAUGUGGUGUUCCUUGAAGUAGACGUGGAUGACUGCCAGGAUGUUGCUGCAGACUGUGAAGUCAAAUGCAUGCCGACCUUCCAGUUCUAUAAAAAGGGUCAAAAGGUUGGGGAGUUCUCUGGUGCUAACAAGGAAAAGCUCGAAGCCACUAUUACGGAGUUUGCCUAAUCAUGCUCUGAA
Molecule: messenger RNA, 330 nt
Organism: Rattus norvegicus (Norway rat)
Lineage: Eukaryota; Metazoa; Chordata; Mammalia; Rodentia; Muridae
Gene: Txn1
Product: thioredoxin 1
Exons: 5
Coding region: 1-318 (105 amino acids)
Biological process (GO): cellular homeostasis
Cellular component (GO): cytoplasm; nucleus; extracellular region
Molecular function (GO): protein-disulfide reductase activity
Source: RefSeq, marked provisional